This is a messenger RNA of Oxyura jamaicensis (ruddy duck), 1970 nucleotides long. Its product is annotated as xaa-Pro aminopeptidase 3-like. Gene Ontology annotation, cellular component: mitochondrion. The record is from RefSeq and is a predicted model, not a curated record. The annotation marks the transcript as partial. NCBI's taxonomy places the organism in Eukaryota, Metazoa, Chordata, Aves, Anseriformes, Anatidae. Gene Ontology annotation, molecular function: aminopeptidase activity. The transcript has 5 exons.
GGCAGUUAAUCACCAGCACUAACUGUCUUCUCCUCUCUGAAUCUGUUUUCCAGUUUGAAUUUGAGUGCCGGGCUCGUGGUGCUGAUAUCUUGGCCUACCCCCCUGUUGUAGCUGGUGGCAAUAGAUCAAACACUUUGCACUAUGUGAAGAACAAUCAGCUCAUCAAGGAUGGUGAACUGGUCUUGCUAGAUGGUGGAUGUGAGUCUUCCUGCUACGUAAGCGACAUCACACGAACCUGGCCCGUCAAUGGAAGGUUCACCAAACCUCAAGCAGAACUAUACCAGGCUGUCCUGGACAUCCAGAAGUCCUGUCUGAGCCUCUGCUCCCCAGGUGUGAGUCUGGAAAAUAUCUACAGCCUCAUGUUGAGCCUUAUUGGACAGAAACUGAAAGAUUUGGGGAUCCUAAAGAGCAGUGUCACUGAGAGCCAAUUCUUUAAGGCUGUUCGAAAGUACUGCCCACAUCAUGUGGGCCACUACCUGGGCAUGGAUGUUCACGAUACCCCAGAUAUGUCCCGAUCGCUCCCACUCCAGCCAGGCAUGGUGAUAACCAUUGAACCAGGCCUAUAUAUCCCUGAAGAUGACAUGAAUGCCCCGGAGAGGUUUCGUGGCAUUGGUGUGCGCAUUGAGGAUGAUGUUGUGAUAGCAGAAGAUUCGCCUCUCAUCUUGUCUGCUGACUGUCCCAAGGAGAUCUAUGACAUCGAGCAGAUCUGUGGCCGCAGCUCAUGAUGACCCUCCUCUGCCUCUUGCAUUCUUCUUGGGAGGCGCACGCCUCCAGGGAUGUGGAUCUCUGUGACUGGCUGUACUUGUUGAGUGAUGGAAGGUGUGGACUGUUGAUGGCUAUUUCCAAACCUGAGACUGGGAAGUAGAAUGCAAAACACUUAGGCACCGAGGGCUGAAAAUCAAAGCAGUCUUUUCUGUGUGCAUUUUCCUUCUGAUUUCCUUUUAGCUGUUGUAGAAUAUGGGGGUGAAUUCAUCCCUCUGAUAUGUGGAUCCAUCGGUUCUGGUGCCCUUGGAUGGGUUUUGUGAGUGCCACCACCAGGGCUUCUGCCUGGUUCCCCUACAUAUGUGUAGGUGCAGCUGCUGAGGGCCCUUUAGCAGUAGUUUCACAACAGUCAGUUUUUAAAUCUUUGAAAAAUGCUGUUUUGGGGGAAUAAGGUUGUGUCAGACACAUUUACCUUUAGAGAGCCCUGGAAGAAAGGAUUUUGGUAGUCAGGAAGAUGGGUUUGGUUGGCAGGUAGUUUUACCUGAAGCCUUUGCAGAAAGCUUUUAGUAUUCUAAGGGUAAGGACAUGCUUGGACCUUGUUCAAGAAGAUGCAAAAUGGGCCAACAGCAGGGAAAAACAUCUCAUCUGGUCCUUCAGCUAUUUGAAGUGUUUGGUAAUUUUAGAGAGUACUAAUAGGGCUCAGGAGGUUGUACACACCCAUUCUUGCUGUCUUCCACAUUCCCUUCUUUUUAUCCCAAGCUCCUGUUCUGAGCCCACCACUGCCCUGGGAAGCUAGGGCCAUGUUGGCUGUGCUGGGCUCCACUGGGAAGCUGCUGGUUGUCACCCAGAUGUGAAAUGUUCAAUUCUGGGACAGUCAUGGCACCUUUCUGGUUUAUGCUGUAAGUGCCAGCAACUUCAGCUGUGCAUUUUUCAAGAGACUGCAGUAUGGGAAGUCACAAGUCUUUUUACAGCUUUUGUGAAAUAAUUCUCCUUUUCAGAACACCGAGGGCAUAAUCACUGCUGCCUUUUGGGUUUUGCCCAGUGUCAGUAGGUAAUGCUAUGUGAUUAUAUUUUCAAGGCAGCUGCAAGCGCGGUUUGUGGCCAGGAUGGAUGAGGAGUAAAGAGACUUGUCUUUUGUCAGCAUCAACCUACAACUCAAGCCAUUGUAUGCCAUAGUAAAUAUACCUACUUGAGGCAAAUGUGGUGUCUGUGUAUUUCCUGAAGAUAUUUUGACAAUCAAUUGUUUAACGUGUGAAAAAUGCCUCUAA